Molecule: messenger RNA, 714 nt
Organism: Prorocentrum cordatum
Lineage: Eukaryota; Dinophyceae; Prorocentrales; Prorocentraceae
Source: the annotation of a GenBank genome assembly
AUGGGUCUGGGGAUGCUUCUCUUUGUGGCGCAGUUCUUGGAUUUCCUAUGUACUACCAUGGCGACGCUGGUCUUGAUAGCACUCGUCCACGGUGUCUACAUCACGCGACCUUGCGUGCCAGUUGGAAGUGAAGAACGAACUGCGCUUCUGCAGGUCACUGGUGGCUUCGCCUCGACCUACCUGUUCUCCACGCUGGCCUGCGGCUUCAAGGUCGAUGGAUUGCUCAGCCCAUUCGGGGUGCUCCGCGGCCCGGCCUCCUGGCCGUACAUCCUCGCGCGGGCGUGCACCGGUGUGUUUUGUUUUAAUCGGGGCAUGAAGCUGGCGAACGAGGACAGCUCCGGGGACAAGAAGAGGCUCAUCUUGAGGCGUGCCGCCGCGGGCCGAGUGGCGCCCGGCGCCAUCAGAGGGGUCCACAACCUCGCCGCUCGCUUGGCAUACGGCGGCCUGCUGGGGACGGGGGGCGCUUCUACCAUGGCCGAGUAUGCGCUCAUCCCGUGGGUAGACCACAGGCAGCGCCGAGGCGAGGGCCGCAUCGGAGGCCUCACGCAGGCGAGCCUCCCGCGAGAGCCCUCGGCACGGCUGCCAGAGUUGGACGUCCCUGCUUCGCAGAGCCCAGCGGAGAGCGAGGAGACGAGCGUGGGAUUGCGCAGCACCGAUCUGGAGGCCAAAGCGUUCAACAAGCUUUCGGGGCAACGCAUGGGAGAGGGCGCCUAA